AUGUGGAAUGAUUUAAAGGACACUAUAAUCAAGAUAAUAAAUGCUGAAAAUGAUGAUAGAAUAAGGAUAAACCGGUUGAGGACUAUGAGGCAAGGUGAAAAAGAAACAGUAAGGGGUUAUGCAAGCAGAUUCGAAGCAUACAUAAAUGCAGUUAAAAACAAGGUAAGAAGUUAUGAACAAAGGGACUGGUUCUUAGACGGUCUACGUGAACCAUAUUGGUUUAAGGUGGAGACAUUCUGUCCAACAAGUUAUGUCAAGGCGAAGGAUUGUGUGCUUCAAAUUGAGACCUUCCAGAAGGAUAGAGAACGAUAUGGGGACAGAAAAUCUGUACCAAUAGUAGAAGAAAAGUCUCAAUCAACCGACACAGACAUUGAUAACAUUAUGGCUGCACUCGGAGCUUUAAUGAUUAAUCAUGUAAAACAGGAAACUAAUGAAGUUAGUAGAAUUGACAAAAUUGAGGCUGAUGUGAGAGAAAUGGCAAGGGCAGGAUGA
Molecule: messenger RNA, 492 nt
Organism: Cetraspora pellucida
Lineage: Eukaryota; Fungi; Glomeromycota; Glomeromycetes; Diversisporales; Gigasporaceae
Source: the annotation of a GenBank genome assembly